Macadamia integrifolia is the source of this 1068-nucleotide messenger RNA. Its product is annotated as glycolipid transfer protein 3-like. The transcript is spliced from 6 exons. Gene Ontology annotation, biological process: intermembrane lipid transfer; ceramide transport. The coding region runs from base 123 to 794 and encodes 223 amino acids. Gene Ontology annotation, molecular function: ceramide 1-phosphate transfer activity; ceramide 1-phosphate binding. The record is from RefSeq and is a predicted model, not a curated record. NCBI's taxonomy places the organism in Eukaryota, Viridiplantae, Streptophyta, Magnoliopsida, Proteales, Proteaceae. Gene Ontology annotation, cellular component: cytoplasm; cytosol; membrane.
CAAAGCUUGGCUUUUUACUCUUUCUCCUCCUCUCUUUAGGUGGUUUCAGAAUCUAAAAGGUAGGGUAGAUACCCUUUUGUAACCUAUGUAGGAGAUAAGAAGAGGAAGAUUUAAGAGACCAAAUGAAGAGGAAAGGAGAAGGGUCUGACAAGAAGGGCUCAGGGAUAAGGUCUGCCAUUGAAGAGCUUUCCUCAGUAGUCAGAGAUAAACCUGGCAUUCAUCAGGAUACAGCCCUCAUGAUCCCUUCCAAGCCCUUUCUCUCCACCUGCAACUUGCUUCUUCAAGUUCUUGAUAAGAUUGGGCCAACAAUGGUGGUAUUGAGACAAGACGUACACCAGAAUAUUCAGAGAUUGGAGAAGCUCUGUGAAUCAGAUCCUUCAAUCCAUUCAAAUUUGGUUGAAGUUUUGAAGAAAGAGGAUAGCGAGGGGACUGCAAGAAAGCCUACCAGUUCUUCAAGAGCCUUGGUUUGGCUCACCAGGUCUAUGGACUUCGCAGUAGCUUUGUUAGACAGAUUAGUAAAGGAUCCAAACCAGCCCAUUGAGCAAGCGGUGGAGUCUUCUUAUGAUAUUGCACUGAAACCAUGGCACGGUUGGAUUGCUUCAGCUGCUUAUAGAGUUGCUCUCAAGCUGAUCCCUGAUAGAAAAACCUUCAUUUCCUUGCUCAUGGCUGAAGAUGAAGACUAUGACCAGCUAAAGGAGGAUGUGCAGUGCUUGGUUUCUUUGCUUUUGCCUCUUUUAGAUGACAUUCACUCUGUCCUGAGAAGCUUUCACUUGGACAAGUUAAAAUCCAACUAAGUAGAGAACAAAUAAGAAAUCGAAUUGGUUUUUCUUUCUCCAACAUAAUUUCAUGUACAAAGUGUUAAUUUUGCCUACUCUAGAUCUCUAUUACUCUUCAAUCUUAUGUACAUAUACAUGUGUUUUAAUUUUCUUUACUAGUAAAUUUGUAUUAUUCAAUAAGCAAAAACUCAUGCAAAUAAUGAUUACAACUGUACAAAAGCUUAAACUAUAUAUUGGGUGUGGAAGGAUUCACAGGUAUAUGAGACCAGAUGGAGGCAGCAACAAUGUUUGC